AUGCCCUCCACCGCCAGCCGGCAGCGUAAGUACGCGACCAUUGUCGCGGCGAGCGUGGGGUACGCGGCUAUGCAACUCAUCAUGACGGCCGCCAAUCUCUCCGGGAUCAGCGGGGGCCAGAUCUUCCGGACGGACGACGCGCCGCUCUACCGGCACGGGCUGACGGCUCUGUGUGCGCUGGCAGGCGCGGCGUGGGUGCAGGAGGUGGGAUUAAAUGUUUGA
Molecule: messenger RNA, 222 nt
Organism: Aspergillus uvarum CBS 121591
Lineage: Eukaryota; Fungi; Ascomycota; Eurotiomycetes; Eurotiales; Aspergillaceae
Exons: 2
Coding region: 1-222 (73 amino acids)
Source: RefSeq, a predicted model, not a curated record